CUUCAAGCUGAGGAGGGAACCAACAGCAAUAUCGUAUGCUCCCCAUUCAGCGUCGCUGCCGCCCUGUCCAUGAUCAAUGCGGGAGCCAGGAACAACACGCAAAAGCAGAUUAGCCACCUCUUACACGUGAAAGACCCCGACGUCCACGAUAAAUUCUGCGUCUUCUUCGACCGCUUCUGCUUUCUGCCGCCGGAAAUGAUGCUGUUUAUCGCCAGUCGAAUCUACGCUUCUUUCGAAUUCAGUCCUCUGGAGGACUUCGCCUGCCUGUUGAAGAGGAUAUAUAAGAGCUCCAUGAAAGGCAUCGAAUUCAGAGGCGACCCAAACGUCUCCCGCUGCCAGGUGAACUCAUGGGUCGCCGAGACUACCAAGUUCAUGAUCAGGAACUGCCUGCCUCUGAACGCCUUUCAGAAAACGACGCAGGUGGUCCUGGCAAACGCGGUCUACUUCAGGGGCUUCUGGGACUCCCCGUUCAGACUGGACGCUGCGUCCCGGGUAGCGUUUCAUGAGGACGCCACAACCACCAAAGCCGUGGACAUGAUGUUUCGGCGGGGCACGUUCAUGAUGUGCUAUAGCGACGAGCUCAAGGUCACCGCUCUCAAGAUUCCCUACAGGGGCGGCAAGAUGUCCCUCGUGGUUCUCUUUCCGGAGAAAGUGGACGGUCUCACGAACCUCGUGAAACAACUGACGCCGUACAAGCUGACCCGACUCCUGAGGGACGUCACGCGGCCCAUGCGCAUUGAACUGAGGCUCCCCAAGUUCAAGCUGGAGCACACCAUCGACCUGAAGGAGACGCUGAGUGUGAUGGGUGCCACGGACCUCUUCACGGAACGUGCAGACCUGUCUGGCAUGAGCGUUCCCCCGUGCCCGCUCUUCUCCAGCGCCAUCCACAAGUGCGUGCUGGACGUGAAUGAAGAAGGGGACGAGACGGCGGCCGACGCCGGAAUGGAAGGUGUCAGCCUUACGCUGGAUCACCCCUUCAUGUUCCUCGUUGAGCACCAUGAUCCCGUCGCCAUUAUUUUAAUGGGAGUACUUCGCAAAAUUUAA
This is a messenger RNA of Ixodes scapularis (black-legged tick), 1044 nucleotides long. Its product is annotated as leukocyte elastase inhibitor-like. The transcript has a single exon. Lineage: Eukaryota; Metazoa; Arthropoda; Arachnida; Ixodida; Ixodidae. The record is from RefSeq and is a predicted model, not a curated record. Gene Ontology annotation, molecular function: serine-type endopeptidase inhibitor activity. The coding region runs from base 70 to 1044 and encodes 324 amino acids.